Messenger RNA from Procambarus clarkii (red swamp crayfish), 4849 nucleotides. It is a transcript of the gene Ctr9, whose product is annotated as RNA polymerase-associated protein Ctr9. Gene Ontology annotation, molecular function: RNA polymerase II complex binding. Gene Ontology annotation, cellular component: Cdc73/Paf1 complex. Lineage: Eukaryota; Metazoa; Arthropoda; Malacostraca; Decapoda; Cambaridae. The record is from RefSeq and is a predicted model, not a curated record. Gene Ontology annotation, biological process: transcription elongation by RNA polymerase II; regulation of DNA-templated transcription.
UGAGGAGGAGGUGGGGUGUAGGACGAUAAAUAGCAGAUGUUGCCUCAGUGUUUGUGUUGGUGGCUGGGACGGCGGCCUCUCCCGCAACCAUGUCCGGGGCCAUCGAAAUUCCUCUACGGGACAGCGAUGAGGUCAUCGAGUUGGACUUGACUCAACUCCCUGAGGGCGAUGAAGUGCUAGGAAUUCUCACCAAUGAGAAAGUGCCACUCAAUUAUUGGGUGGAGCUUGCUAUUGAAUAUUAUAAGCAAAAAAAUGAAGAUGCCUUUGUACGCAUUUUGGAAGCGAGCCGAACUGAUGCCAACAGCAUAUAUCGGGAUUCAGAAAAAGACCAGAUGCGUUCCUUUGAUACUCUGGCAGCUUACUAUGUUCAGAAAGCUAACAAAGAAAAGGACAAGACUGCCAAGAAAGAUCUGUUCCAAAAAGCUACCUAUCUUUAUACAACUGCUGAUAAAAUCAUCAUGUAUGACCAGAACCAUCUACUGGGCCGAGCUUAUUUCUGUUUGUUGGAGGGAGAUAAGAUGGAGCAAGCUGAUGCACAAUUUAACUUUGUGCUCAAUCAGUCGGCUAAUAACAUUCCAUCUUUACUUGGAAAAGCCUGCAUUGCAUUUAACAAAAAGGAUUAUCGAGGUGCAUUAGCCUUUUACAAAAAAGCCCUGAGAACAAACCCUAACUGUCCAGCUGCAGUUCGUUUGGGAAUGGGCCACUGUUUUAUGAAGCUUGGGAACCAGGAUAAGGCUCGUUUAGCAUUUGAACGGGCCUUAGAGUUGGAUGGAAUGUGUGUUGGAGCCCUUGUAGGAUUAGCAGUGUUGGAACUCAAUGAGAAGAAACCAGAGAAUAUUCGUCGGGGAGUUCAGAUGCUGUCUAAGGCAUACAAUAUUGAUUCCACCAAUCCUAUGGUGUUAAAUCAUUUGGGUAAUCACUUCUUCUUCAAACAGGAUUUCCAAAAAGUGCAGCAUCUUGGGCUCCAUGCUUUUCAUAAUACUGAAAAUGAAUCGAUGCGUGCCGAGUCCUGCUAUCAAAUGGCUCGAGCAUUCCAUGUGCAAGAAGAUUACUCCCAGGCAUUCCAGUAUUAUUAUCAGGCUACCCAGUAUGCUGCUCCAAACUUUGUCCUUCCUCACUAUGGUCUUGGUCAGAUGUAUAUCAACAGAGGUGACACAGAGAAUGCAGCACAGUGCUUUGAAAAAGUAUUGAAGGCGCAGCCAGGUAAUUAUGAGACCAUGAAGAUUCUGGGCUCGUUAUAUGCCAGUUCCACUUCUCAGAGUAAACGAGACCUAGCCAAACAGCAUCUUAAAAAGGUGACAGAACAGUACAGUGAAGAUGUGGAAGCCUGGAUUGAACUGGCACAAAUCUUGGAGGGCAGUGACCUUCAGGGUUCCUUAUCUGCAUAUCACAAAGCUACUAAACUUCUGCAGGAUCUUGUACAAAUGGACAUCCCUCCUGAGAUCCUUAACAACAUAGCAGCAUUACAUUUUAGACUGAACAAUUUUGAAGAAGCUCACAAGCACUUCAAGGAGGCCUGGGAUCGUUGUGAAGCUGAGAAGGACCAAGACCCCCAGUAUUACUCCUCCAUUUCUGUUACUAUCAAGUAUAACUCUGCUCGUCUGCACGAGAUGUUCUGUCAUUAUGAUAAGGCAGAAAAACUCUAUAAAGAAAUUCUUCAGGACCAUCCCAAUUAUGUUGAUUGUUACCUCCGUCUUGGCUGUAUGGCAAGAGAUCGGGGCCAAAUUUAUGAUGCCUCCGAUUGGUACAAGGAAGCGCUGCGUAUGAACAAUGAGCAUCCUGAUGCAUGGUCUCUGAUGGGUAACCUUCAUCUGGCCAAGAAUGAAUGGGGACCUGGACAGAAGAAAUUUGAAAGAAUUUUGAAGAAUCCCAGCACCACAAAUGAUUCGUAUUCUCUGAUCGCCCUGGGCAAUGUGUGGUUAACAACGCUACACCAGCCCAACCGGGACAAAGAGAAGGAACGCAAGCAUCAAGAUCGUGCUCUUGCCAUGUACAAGACGGUCCUUAGAGCUGAUCCAAGGAGUAUAUGGGCUGCCAAUGGCAUUGGUGCUGUGUUGGCUCACAAGGGGUAUAUUAAUGAGGCAAGAGACAUCUUUGCCCAGGUGAGAGAGGCAACAGCAGAUUUCAGCGAUGUGUGGAUGAACAUUGCACACAUAUAUGUUGAACAGAAGCAGUUUAUUAAUGCUAUUCAAAUGUAUGAGAACUGUCAAAAGAAAUUCUUCAAAUACCCAAAUGUGGAAGUUCUUGGGUAUCUUGCACGAGCAUACUUCAAAGCUUCUAAGCUGAAGGAAGCCAAAUACACUCUACUAAAGGCUCGCCAUGUUGCCCCUCAUGAUACUGUGAUCCUGUACAACUUGGCAUUAGUGCUGCAGCGGUUGGCUAUGCAAAUACUCAGAGAUGAAAAAUCUGUUUUGAAGACUGUGUUGGCUGCUGUGCAUGAGCUGACCUUGGCACAAAAAUAUUUCCAACACUUAAGUGUUAAUGGAGAUCGUUUGAAAUAUGACUUGGGAGCGGCAGCUGCAGAGGCAAGUCAGUGCCGUGAUCUGCUGUCUCAGGCUCAGUACCAUGUGUCUCGUGCUCGCAGACAAGAUGAUGAAGAGAGGGCUCUUCGACGCAAGCAAGAUGAAGAGAGACAAGCGCUGAAACAGAAGGUUGUGGAAGAGAGACAGAAGAUAGAGGAGGAGAGGCGACAGUUGAUAGAGGACAGGAUGAAAGCACGUGAGCAGUAUAAGGAGAAGAUGAAGAAUGCUGUCAUUAUCAACGAACCGGCUGAAACCCAACGUAAAGGAGGGCGCGGACGCAAGCGAGAUAUAGAAAUAUUGUCAGAUGGGUCUGGUGCAGGAAGCGGAGGUGAAGGUGAACCUAGGAAUAAGAAGGCUAGAGGACGUAAAAGGAAGGAAACAGGAAAGAAGAGAGGCAGGAAGGGAAAAGGCAGCGACGACGAGGAUGAUGAUCAACCUCGUGGCCGUAAACGCGGCAAAGGAGGCAGACAGAGACUCAAAAAGGAUUCCUCUGAUGGUCUCUCGGCAAAGCAAAAAGGCCGUAUUGUUUCCAAAGCAACUAUUUCGGAUUCAUCAGAUGACUCUGAUAAUGAGCGGCUCAAAAUUGCCAGUGGAUCUGAUAGUGACAGAGGCAAAAGUAAACGUCGUCGAGUCAUGUCUGAAUCCGGUUCUGAUCGUUCACGGUCAAAAUCAAGAUCACGUUCUCGUUCCGCAUCAGGUUCAAGGUCACGUUCUAGGUCAGGUUCAAGGUCACGUUCUGGCUCAGGUUCAAGGUCUCGAAGUCGCAGUCGCUCUAAGAAGAGGCGUUCAGUAUCCCGAUCCAGGUCACGCAGUGGCUCCCGCUCUGCUAGCCGUUCACCUGCCAGGUCACGGUCUAGAUCAAGGUCAGGGUCAAGAUCCAAGUCUAGGUCAAGAUCCAAGUCUAGGUCAAGAUCCAAGUCAGGGUCAAGAUCCAAGUCUAGGUCAAGAUCCAAGUCAGGGUCAAGAUCCAAGUCUAGAUCAAGAUCUAAGUCUAGGUCAAGAUCCAAGUCAGGGUCAAGAUCCAAGUCAAGAUCAAGAUCCAAGUCAGGGUCAAGAUCCAAAUCAAGAUCAAGAUCGAAGUCAGGGUCAAGAUCAAGGUCCAGAUCAAGGUCCAAGUCAGGGUCAAGAUCAAAAUCACGUUCUCGGUCAGGAUCUCCUGCGAGAUCAAGAUCACGCUCGGGCUCGCCUCAAUCUCACUCGGGAUCCCCUCGAUCUGGAUCUCAUCGAUCAGUCUCGCCGCGAUCUGGAUCUGGAUCGCCACAAUCCAGAUCGGGCUCACGAUCCCCAGCUAAAUCUCACUCGGGAUCUGAGGUUGGUGGAGAUGGGAGUGAUAGUGAAUGAGUAUAUUUUAAUGUUCUUUGCCAAUAGUUGUAUUCAUUUUAGAAUGAUUUCAUUUUGAUUUCUUAAAUGUUGUGGUAUACACAUUUUGUUUGUGAACAAUACAGGAUAUGAUAUUUUGUAUUAUCAGUGUGCAUAUUAUUUCUUUAAUAUAUUGCCAAUAAAGUGGCAACUGUAUCUAAUUUAAAAUAUAUUAUCCAUAAAAUCUAAUAUCAUAUUUGUGAAAAGUUUGUGUUCUUCUAUAUUCACCUAAUGUUGAGUAUGUGAUGUAAAGUUUAUCAUGUACAGUAUUGAGAAGGUAGGCAGUCAUACAGUGGAAAUUCAUUACAGUAAUUCACAAGUUAGAGCAGCAUUUUUGCCUGUGUUGUAUUUGAAUGUACUUGGCAAUGUACUAGUUUGAUAAGCUGGAAAAUUUAUGUGGAUGGUCACAAAAUGAACUGCUAGAAUUUAGUUGUUUUAAUAUGCCACUUAAAAACAUUUCUUUUUUUAAUGCAUUUCUAUUUAAAGAGUAUUCUUCAUUUGAACAAAUCCACAAGGAGCCGUGAUGAAGGUUAGAACCAACGUCCGAGAGAAUCCCAGACACGCCUUAGCCGACUGUGCCACAACACGGCUCAUCACGGCCCUUGUGGCUUUGUUCAUUUGAUGCAUCACGCUAUUGUGAUUUCUGUGUGUAAAGUAUUAUUCAUUCACUGAUUUAUGACCCAGUUAGUUAAGAGAUCAAACAUUGUUCCAUUUAAAGUUAAUCAUGAGAAUAUCAUAUUGGUCACCAUCUCUUGUUAUUUGGACAAUCAUUUUCUCACAAUGGCAAAUAAUAGUUGGACAAAAUUGUGAAUUAUGGUCAUGCCCUUUACAAGCAUAUUUACUUAAAUUAUUUUCCUUCCAUGGAUUCGGUCAUCUCUUUUCAAAGCUUGUUUAAUGUCUUUAGGAUGGCCUAUUCUAAUAUUUUUAAUGCUGUAUUCAUUUUCCAUAAAUAUACAUAAUUUUUUUUG